Messenger RNA from Thrips palmi, 1958 nucleotides. Its product is annotated as RNA polymerase II-associated protein 3-like. NCBI's taxonomy places the organism in Eukaryota, Metazoa, Arthropoda, Insecta, Thysanoptera, Thripidae. The transcript has 9 exons. The record is from RefSeq and is a predicted model, not a curated record. The coding region runs from base 248 to 1831 and encodes 527 amino acids. Gene Ontology annotation, molecular function: protein binding.
UCGAGACAGGUGACAAGUUUUCUUUGAAGCUUGAAAGUAAUUCAGGGCCUGAUUUGAAGAGCAGUUUUUAUGGACAGCUUGCGACAAGAUUGUCUUGCCAUUUAGUGUCUUGUUCUCUUGUUCAAGCCAUUCCAGUCAGGUGGUAGUAGCUGUGGUAGUUCUUGUUUGCGCUCAGUUGAAUCCCCAUUGGAACGCUUUAGGCGUAUUUUCUCCCUUGUCUCUGGCCUAAAUUAGUACUCUUCAGGCUAUGAACCCUUCAAUCGAAUUGCAGAAGCAGAUCAAAGAUAACGCAGAGGACGUGAGAAAAUUUGUGUCCGAUCUCAGCAAUUGGGAAGAAGAAAUGAAGCGAAAAGAGUCUACCGCUCGAGCUGCUGCUUCAAAGGAAAGUUCUCUACCACCAGUACGGAACUCCUCUGUGAAACAGGACUUAAACAAUAGCAAAACAGCUAAUCCGUUAGGUGACUCCCGCAGUGCAAAGAAACGUAUUUCUUCAAAUGAUUAUGCUGCUUGGGAAAAAUUUGAUGUGGAGAAAGCAUGCGAAGAAAUAGAUGAUCCAUCACUGAAAAAGAAAUCUGAAUCUGAUAAAGAUAAAAUUAUUAGAGAAAACCAACUUAGAGAUGAGGCAAAUGAGGAAAAAGAGAAGGGUAAUCAAUUUGUCAAGAAGGAAAAGUGGGAUAAUGCAAUUGAAUGCUACAGUAAAGCAAUUAAGUGCUUUUCCCAAGAUGCUAUUUUUUAUUGCAAUAGAGCUCUGUGUUAUCUUAAAAAGAAAGAUUAUCGUGCUGCUGAGACCGACUGCACCUCUGCACUUACUCUUGAUGGUUCAUAUGUCAAGGCCCUCCAUAGGCGAGGUUUAGCUAGGAAAGAACUGAGCCAGUUGGAUGAAGCCUUGGAAGAUUUGAAGCGUGCUUUUGAUUUAGAGCCCAAUAACACUGCUAUAGCUCGAGAUUUCAACUCAGUCAAAAUGAAAGUUGACCAAAUUAGAAUAAAUACCAUACUGAUUCAGGAAGCUCAGAGACUUGAAACUGAAGCUGAAGUUAUGAUGGACAUAGGCUCAGACAAAAAUCCUGACCCAAUAUUACCAGCAAAGAAGCAUCGAAUCCCUACCACAACAAAGAAAGAUACUUCUUCAAACUCUAUAACCUGGCCAACGGUUGAAAAUAGUGUUGUUAUUGAGCCUGUCAUCAUUCCUCCACACAAGCGUUCAAAGAAGCCACUUGUGAGAGUCCAGGUACAAGAAAGUGCCAACAUUGGAGCUACCACUUCUUCUUUCGAGGCUGUAACGUCUGCCACUGACACUUCAAAUAAGACAAAUUCGCAGCAUGCAACUAAAAAAAAUUUAGAAUUGAAGACCAAAUGUGAAGUCAAAUCAGAUGCACCCUCUGUCAUACAAAGUGGUGCAAGCAGCAGUACCCCUCCAACUUCAAAAUCACCAUAUGUCACAAGCUCUUUACCCAAAGAAGUUCCUCCCAUUCCUAAAAACUCUGUCCAAUUUUUAGGUGCGUGGAGACAAAUGAACCUUAAUAAGGAGAUGUGUUUCCAAUAUUUGAAGAAAAUUAAUGGGCAGGAUUUUCCAAAAAUAUUCCAAGAUUCCCUGGAUGGAAAUAUUCUCAGUCAGAUACUGAGUGUACUGGCAACUGAAUUUGUUGCCGCUAAUGAACCUGUUUUAGCUUAUCUGCAAGGACUCACCCAAGUUCGGCGCUUCCGUACUCUCACUCUAUUCUUGUCCCAGUCUGAUAAGAGCAAUAUGGAGGUACUAUUCAAGCACACUCAGAAUUUAGAGAAGACUCCCACUGAUGUUUUAGAAAAUUUGAAGAAAGAGUAUGAGCUUUGAUGACAGAGAAAGAAUCUCCAUGUUCCUAAUUGUAUUUUUUCCCUGAUUGUUCGAAGCACAAGAUUGCAUGUUGUGUACAUUACCUAUUCGAUAGUUAUAGGUAAUAAAGUAAUUUUUCGAUCAAAUA